Molecule: messenger RNA, 2298 nt
Organism: Colletotrichum higginsianum IMI 349063
Lineage: Eukaryota; Fungi; Ascomycota; Sordariomycetes; Glomerellales; Glomerellaceae
Product: Ankyrin unc44
Exons: 2
Coding region: 1-2298 (765 amino acids)
Molecular function (GO): protein binding
Source: RefSeq, a predicted model, not a curated record
AUGGACUCCCCGGGACGUCUGCCCGGCGCUGGCCUGGCCGACUUGAUACGAACCUCGCAACUCCUUGCCGACCGAUACACCCUCGUGGCCAAUAGUCUUAACACAGCGCCUGUCACCUUGGCUUCUCUCGCCACCGAAUGCCGGGCCGUCACGGACGCCUUGCGCCGAUUCAAGUACCUCCGCGAGACGAUCCCGGAAACGCUCGUAUUUGACCCGGUCCUGCUCGAUCAAUCUUGCCAUGACGCCUUACACUCGAUUUCGAACAGCUUGUCGUCGCUCGACAUAUACAGCACCCGCAUUCGCCCGGCGACAAGCGACAGUGCUGUUGAUAUGUCGUCAGGCCAACUCACCAUUGUUUGGAACGAAGACUCCCUCAAGCAGAUCCUACACGAAAUUAAAACCAGCCGCCAAUCUCUUGCUUUUCUCCUCAACUGUGUGCCAAGGCUCAGCGAACAUGUCACAUCCAAAAACCACUCUACUUUUAUGCACUCAUCUCGCUUGGUAUCGUGGGACUGCGCCAUAAGCCCAGCGGUGCUCAACAAGGGCAGCCGCCUGCGCCUAUCAACCAUCGGCCCACGCCCGCGGCCUGAGGUUUGUCCUGUUAGCGACAUCUCCGAGGUUCACUUGGCCUUGAAAAGACUGAAGCCACCGCCCGGCACCCUGUACAAGCAAAGUAUGCGAACGACCAAGGACUUACACGACGCCAUAGAUCGCGAAGACGAAGCUGCAGUGGUGAAGCUGUUGUUACAGCGGAUCGACCCGAGCACGCCUCGCAUAGGCUCGAAACUUUCGCCUCUACGCCGGGCUCUCAACCGCCAAGUUCCAUCUCUUGUGACCUUCCUGGCCGUGGCGGGUGCUGACCUCGAGGACCGCGGCGAUGAAGGCGAUACAAUCCUGAUCUCGGCCGUCAAGCUCGGAUACGCUGAUAAAAUCAUUGCGCUCUUGUGCGAACUUGGCGCAGAUGUCAAUGCUGUCGACAACCUGGGAUGCUCGGCGGUUCACCAUGCCGCCAUGUCAGCUAGUGACGAUGACACCCUGGCUGUGCUUGUACACGCCGGGGGCGAUAUCGACCGCAGGGACUUGGGAACAAGAACGCCUUUAGUAGCAGCAGUCCAAAACUACCGGUUCAACGCCAUCGAGAAGCUACUCGAAUUCGGUGCCGACCUAGAACUCCGCCUGCAGAACGGCCGGACGGCGCUUCAUGUCGCCAUAUCCAUGAGAAGCAGCCCCAUGACAGAGUUUCUCUCGGACCAGGGCGCCUACCUCGAUAGGCGAGUCAACGAGCACACCGCCUUGACUUACGCCAUAGCCACGGCCUGCCCUGAUAUCGCGGAGGUGUUGAUCGAUGCCGGUGCCGAUGUCGACCUGCCUAGUUCAAAGGGGAACUUCCCACUACUGGCGGCGGCGGCAGCGGGAGACCUGCUUACCAUGAAGCUCUUGCUCUCUCGAGGAGCCAAGUAUGAUGCCGCCGGCAGUGAAGGAUACCUACCCAUCCACAUGGCAGCUCACAAAAACAGAGUCGAGGUGCUGCAGCUCUUGUUUAAAGCCGGUUCUCCAAUCGACCCGACGACCGAACAUGGCGAGACGCCCCUCACGAUCGCAAUGCACCUAGGGUGCUUCGAGGCCGCCCAGUUCCUGAUCGAGGUCGGCGCCGACGUCGACCACUCGGCGCCCGGGACGGAGAGGAUCAUCUGCCAGGCGCUCAAGGCCGGCAACACGCGCAUCGCAAUGGCUCUCAUCCGCGGGGGCGCGGACCUCACCACCCCCUUACUACGAAACACCAGCAUGACGCCGCUGCAUCUGGCAGCCCACUACGGACAAAACGACGUCCUCGCCACGAUGGUCAGCGCCGGCGUUGACCUGGACACCCGAACGUGGCCCGGCUUCACACCGCUCUUUUCCGCCGUCAAGGCCGGUCACCUCGCCACCGUGCGUCUGCUCGUGACAGCCGGAGCAUAUCUGAGAGCCCGGUCGACCUCAGGCGCCAACCUGCUCUUCUUCGGCACCGCGGAACCCGCCAUGAUGAAACUCCUGAUAGAGCUUGGCCUGGACAUCCACGAGCGCGACCACCACGGCGCGACGCCGCUCCACUACGCGGCCGUCAAGGGCCACGGCGCCACGGUGAAGCUCCUCCUGCAGCGGGGCGCCAAGGUGGUGCAUGCGAGCGCCGUCUUCGAGACGCUUCAGGACUACAAGAAGAAGAGUCCGUAUCGUCAGGGCACUCCUGGCGGCCUCGCGAGGCAGAAGGACCACAUCAAGAUUGCUCGACUAAUCGAGGGCUGGAAGUUUAAGACAUGA